Triplophysa rosa is the source of this 4389-nucleotide messenger RNA. It is a transcript of the gene slc38a3b, whose product is annotated as solute carrier family 38 member 3b. The transcript has 17 exons. The record is from RefSeq and is a predicted model, not a curated record. Gene Ontology annotation, molecular function: L-glutamine transmembrane transporter activity; L-asparagine transmembrane transporter activity; L-histidine transmembrane transporter activity. NCBI's taxonomy places the organism in Eukaryota, Metazoa, Chordata, Actinopteri, Cypriniformes, Nemacheilidae. Gene Ontology annotation, biological process: L-glutamine transport; amino acid transmembrane transport; histidine transport. The coding region runs from base 234 to 1775 and encodes 513 amino acids.
GAUCGUUAGCCCUGUGAGGGAGAAACGCAUUGUCUCUAUUGUGGCGAAAGAAACCACGCCGGGAAAAUAAAGCACGAACGCAUAAAGGACGCGAUCAAAAAAAAAAACGGAAAGUUACAAACGCGCAAUUUCUCAUUACAAUCGUGAGAUUCCUGUACCCAGUGCAAACCGACAUCUACAACAUCGGGUUACAACACACAAACUGAAACAUCAACCGAUUCCACGAUUCCAUCAUGGAACCUGCCAGAUCAGAAGCAAGCAUCCUUCCCAAUGGGAAAGGUUGUGACCUGGGAGAGGAAAUGCGUGUGCCGAUGAAGUCUAUGAUGGAGGAAGACCAACAUGUUAUUCAAAACAGCAGAUUUGAUGACCCCGAUGGAGCGUUGGCUGAGAACAUUGAGUUUCUCCCCAGUGGUGAGAGCAAGAAGCCACGUUUUACUGACUUUGAAGGGAAGACCUCCUUUGGCAUGUCAGUCUUCAAUUUGGGAAAUGCCAUCAUGGGCAGUGGAAUUUUGGGAUUGGCCUACGCCAUGGCCAAUACUGGCAUUCUUCUCUUCCUGUUUCUCCUCACAGCCGUAGCUGGUCUCUCCUGCUACUCCAUUCAUCUCCUGCUCAAGUCCUCUGGUGUUGUGGGAAUCCGCUCAUACGAACAACUGGGAAUGAGGGCUUUUGGAAUAUCAGGGAAGAUGGCGGCCGGAAUUGCGAUCACUCUCCAAAACAUCGGAGCCAUGUCCAGCUACUGUUACAUCAUCAAGUCCGAGUUCCCGCUGGUUCUGCAGGCAUUUCUGAGGGCAGAUCCCAACUCAGGGGAAUGGUAUCUUAAUGGCAACUACUUGGUGCUGCUUGUGAGUGUGUGCGUAAUCCUACCUUUGGCUCUAAUGAAACAGUUGGGUUACCUAGGUUAUACCAGCGGUUUCUCCCUCAGCUGUAUGGUCUUCUUUCUCACUGCAGUCAUCUAUAAAAAGUUUCAGAUUCCAUGCCCAUUCGAAGAGUUUACAUCUAAUAACACAUUGGCACACAUGCAUUCAAAUGGAACGGUUGGCCACGCCCACACCUACCACAACGGCCAUGAAAUGGACUCACACUGUAGCCCCCAGAUGUUCACUGUAAACUCACAGACUGCAUAUACCAUCCCCAUAUUGGCCUUUGCUUUUGUGUGCCACCCCGAGGUCCUGCCCAUCUACACCGAGCUUCGCAACCCGAAUCAGAGGAAAAUGCAGCACAUUUCCAAUAUUUCCAUUCUGAUCAUGUACGUCAUGUACUUCCUUGCAGCUCUCUUUGGCUACCUGACGUUUUACACUAACGUCGAGCCCGAACUUCUGCAUACCUACAGCAGGAUCGACCCCUACGACACUCUCAUCCUCUGCGUGCGAUUGGCUGUGCUCACUGCCGUGACCCUGACCGUGCCCAUCGUUCUGUUCCCGGUUCGAAGAGCCAUUCAAGAGAUGCUGUUUGCUAAUAAGACCUUCAAUUGGAUCAGACACGUGGCCAUCGCAGUCACCCUCCUGUCUUUUAUCAACUUACUGGUCAUCUUUGCCCCCAACAUCCUAGGCAUCUUUGGCGUCAUUGGUGCAACAUCUGCUCCGUGCCUCAUCUUUAUCUUCCCUGCUGUUUUCUACAUCCGUAUUGUUCCGAAGGAUAAAGAGCCAACGCGCUCUACCCCUAAAAUUUUUGCCGCCUGUUUUGCUGGACUGGGCGUGUUGUUUAUGAUAAUGAGCUGGAGCUUCAUCAUCAUUGAUUGGACAUCAGGAAGCAGCAGUUCUCUGGGUGGCCACUAGAGGACAAACUAUGUUGAAUGCUGAGUGUAUGUGCCUUUGAAUGAGAGUUAGUGGUGUAUUAUAUUAGAAGAUGGUUAUUUUUUUAAGCCUUAUUUUUCUUUUAUGACACAGAAGGUGCUCUAUCCCACAAUAACUACAUUGAGUUUUUAACUGAUACAGAACCCCUUUGUUUCACAAUUUGCCUAUCUGGAACUAAUAUAAAAAGGCUAUACUAUACAGUAUAUUAAUGUACAUUUUUUAGUAUGGUUAAGUUAGUGCAUUCUCUCUUAUCUUGUACAAAUGUGCUGUUUUGGCUCAAUUUUGAAGCUUAACAGUUCUUAUUGACCCCUCUUUGCUUUAUCAACCACAACGUACUUGCCACACUUGACCGCGAGUACUGUAGAAACAUGAAUGUGUAAAUAUUCAGCUCUUGAAUUUCCCUUUUUCUAUAGCACAAGGAGAUUGUAGAGAGAUUAAGAUUUUGAAUGGUCUUCUUUAGAUUAUUAGUUUAGUAUGGAUGAGAUGAGAUGAUAGAGACUGUAGUUUGCUCUGCAGGAGGUUUGGGACAAUCAACAAAGUCAAAUAUCACUUCAGGUAAUUUACAGUAAUGUUAGUCAAGGGAGAGUCUGGUUUAUCAUAAUGCAUAAAUUAAGUGUGCCAAAGCAAAGGAUUUUUAUAAUCUAUCUUUCAUAAAGUAUAUAUUCUGUUUUUCCAAAGAAUGCACAGUAGAAAUGAAAUCCAAGGCGUGCCUUGAUCACAUUGAGAUUUGAACGGUGAAAACAUAUUUAUUUAAACGUAUUAGCUAUAUAUUGCAGUUCACUGGAAAAAAGUAUUAGUAUAUGUUGUGGUUUUAAUGUAUACUUCGAAUGACUGUCUUUUAGCAUUUUUGUUUUUAUAAAAAUCAUGCUGGAUGAGUUCCACGCAUCUGAGGCUAUUUACACAAAAUCUUGCUUGACAAAGUUACAUUUAUGAUACGAGGAAACCUUGCAUAUAUAUUGUAACAAUGUUUUACACAAAAUGUUACCUCAUCUGUAUUAGAUUUUCAACAAAGCAUUACACUUAGGAAAGGUUUAAGUUUUUAAUCGGUUGCUGCUCUCAGUAUAUCAAAUGAAAUUGAUUGUAAAUGUAUUUUUGUCAUCUCUGCUAUUUAACAUUGUUUCAUAGUGUGUUUCUUGUAUUCAGGCUUAUUUGUCUUACAAAAUCUAGAACGCAGUGUUUUUAUCUGAAGGAAACUAUUGAAGUUAGCUGUUCACCUGUUUGGUUGUGAAAUAUUUAUCUCUUAGCCGGUGAUGAAAUUUGCUAGUGGCACAUGUUGAAAACCUUGAGAAAACACUAGUAACAGAAUUGAACAUCCCUUUAAUAUCACAAGACACUAAAAAAGUGCCUCUUAUGGAACCUAGUUAGUUUAAAUACUUUUUAGACCUACUGUAUUAUUAUUAUUAUCAUUUCUAAUAUAAUAAUUUUAAUUUGCAAUUGAUUUCAAGGGCUUUGAAUUGUUCUCAGGCUUCAAGAUAACAUUGCAUAUGUUAAUAUAUUGCAUUUGUUAAACUACAGAAGCAUUGGAUAAGUAAAAUCAAGGGAGUUCAAUGUUAAUCAUUCAGAUUUGAUUCUGAUACCCAUUUCUAUAUAUUUUCUCUUAAGUAUUGCUACCUAUUUGUUAUAUACCUAUUGCUACCUAUUUGUUAUAUUUCUCUUUUCUUGUAAUAAUAUUAUAAACAACACCAAAUGUUGUAGUGAUUAGACUGCAAAAUCAACGUUUUAAACUACAUAUUACCUAUUGUUUUAAUGCAUUAUUUGCAUCUAUAACAUCGUUGUACUUGGUAAAGUUGGGGGUCAUAUUUACUUCAUCCGUAUAUAAUGUAUAUAAAUGUUGCUUAUAUCUGUGAUGCAUAGUUUGUAUAGUGUAAAUAGCAAAACCACACUGACAAUAAAAAAGCUGUUUUUAAAGUUAUGUAGGAGUUUGGCAUUUUAGCUUGCCCCAGAACAUUAUGACUUACCAACAUACAUUUAUUCAUUUGGCAGACUCUUAUAUACAGUAUACAAAUGUAUAGGCUACAUUCAAGCUAUACAUUUGAUCAGUUUUUUAAUUCCUUAGAGAAAUUGAGCCCAUGGUCUUGGCAUUCUCUGCUAAAAUAAACGGAUUAUGAUAAUCUUUGUUACAGCUGCCAGGAUUUCAUACUGAUGUGAUGAGUUUUUCUAACACUUGAGGGCGAUGCGCGUUCUUGCUCUAAUUUAUCGGUUAUCAUCAGAUAUAACCAAACUUUUACAUUACCUAUUUUUUGCAUAUUAGUUUUUUAUACACAAUCGUUUUCUGAACCUUUACGUUUCACUCAAUUUCAGGUGCAAACGUGCUCGCAACCUUGAGCUGAUGUGAGAUUCGAUUCGCGAACGAGUCGUUCCUUUGAACCGGUUCCAAACGAUUCUUUCUAGCUGAUUUGCAAAGCGUUAUUUCAUUCACUCCAACCUACCAACUAAACUUUAAGGUGGACAGGGUGUUGAAAUGUGUCUUGAGUAUCCAGUAUUUAAAACCACAUGCGACUUCUGGCCUAGGACAUUUGAUGAUGUUGUUAAAAACAAGCAAAAAAUCAAGCAUUUCUAUGUCACUGACAUUUUUGUACAUGACAAAUAAACUUGA